AUGCCACGCAGGGGUGCGUCUCUUUCCAAGCGCCGCUCCAAACCGAGCUUGAAAGUAGCUACAGGAAAUGCGAAUGGAAAUAUGAACGACAAUCUUGAAAUGCGCAAGCGCGACACGUCCACAGAGUCUUCUGCUGGACGUGCCGAUAGAUUCAUGUCGCACUCUAGUUUCACUCUCGAUGAUGAACCUCCGGUCCCUCCUACUCCAGUCAUGACCACCACCAGUUUCCACAACCUCCCCGCGAGCGACCGUCGGAAUUUCUUGCUACUAUGCGUGCUGUACUUCCUGCAGGGUGUGCCCAUGGGCCUAGCAUCGGGCUCCGUCCCCUUCCUUCUCAAACCAUACCUCUCAUAUGGCCAGAUCGGCGUGUUCUCACUAGCUUCAUACCCAUACUCGUUAAAAUUGCUCUGGAGUCCCAUUGUAGAUGCAGUGUGGAGCCCCAGGUUUGGCCGUCGUAAGAGCUGGAUUACCCCAGUUCAGGUCAUUGCUGGACUUGCCAUGAUCUACAUGGGUCCCCGCAUUGACGGUAUGAUGGAGGCGGCUGGUGCAAAUGGUGGCGCCGGUGUUUGGAACUUUACGUAUUGGUGGUUCCUGCUGGUUUUCUUCUGCGCUACGCAAGAUAUUGCCGUUGACGGAUGGGCCAUUAGCUUGAUGUCACCACCAAACAUUUCUUACGCCUCCACAGCUCAGACUGUCGGGUUGACAGCUGGACACUUCUUGUCUUACACCGUGUUUCUGGCAUUCAACUCCAAGGACUUUGCGAACAGGUGGUUCCGUUCCGUCCCCAGUGAGGGUGGCCUGCUCUCUCUGGGCUCGUACUUGAGCUUUUGGGGCUGGUCAUAUAUCAUUGUUACUCUGUGCCUGGCCUUCUUCAAGAAGGAGGAGCGCACCAAGGAGCGUGACAGUAUUAUGGAUGUAUACAAGAGCAUGUGGAGUGUGCUGAAAUUGAAGAAUAUCCAGACCAUAAUCAUUAUCCACUUGAUUGCCAAGAUUGGAUUCCAAGCCAAUGACGGCGUGACCAGCCUAAAGCUCCUUGACAAAGGGUUUGGUCAGGAUAACAUGGCAUUGGUCGUUCUCAUCGACUUUCCUUUUGAGAUUAUGCUGGGUUAUUAUGCCGGCAAGUGGUCUACCCAGUACGGCGCUAUGCGACUUUGGGGCUGGGCGUUUGUCGGUCGACUAGUUGCCGCGGUUCUCGCUCAGUUCACUGUGAUGAUUUAUCCCAGCGGGCCCGAUGUCCCGGCCUGGUACCUUCUCGCCAUCAUAUUAGAGCAUGUGGUCUCGACUUUCAUGAACACAGUCAUGUUCGUCGCCAUCUCUGCGUUCCACGCUCGAAUUGCCGACCCAGCUAUCGGUGGAACAUACAUGACUCUCCUAGCAACUGUUUGCAACCUUGGCGGAACUUUCCCCCGUUUCUUUAUCUUAAAAAUGGUCGACUAUUUCACCGAGGCAACUUGCCUCCCUCCUACUGUUGCCCCAUCUGCGGAUGUCCUCAAGGACGUUCUUGUCACCUCUGCUUUCUCCUGUGCCUUGGAACCCGAUAAGAAUCGAUGUAUCCAUGGCGGCGGCACUUGUGAGGUCACCCGGGAUGGUUACUAUAUGACAAACAUCAUUUGUGUGCUUAUUGGUACCAUCACCUUCUACUUUUUCAUCAAGCCCGCCGCUGUUAAACUUCAAAGCCUGCCACUGCGAGCUUGGAGGCUGACAUCUGAUUCUCAGCGCCAGUAA
Messenger RNA from Penicillium taxi, 1725 nucleotides. Its product is annotated as SD08430p. The transcript has 2 exons. Lineage: Eukaryota; Fungi; Ascomycota; Eurotiomycetes; Eurotiales; Aspergillaceae. The coding region runs from base 1 to 1725 and encodes 574 amino acids. Gene Ontology annotation, molecular function: acetyl-CoA transmembrane transporter activity. Gene Ontology annotation, cellular component: membrane. The record is from RefSeq and is a predicted model, not a curated record.